CUGCAGUUGUACCGCCUUGUACUAGUCUACAAUAUUUUUAAAUAUAUAUGGAUGGUUUAUUCUUAAGUAGCAACUUUCAAUGUAUUAGCCGUUGCAAGUUAGUACGAAUAGCCUGAGAGCCUAGUGGUUUAAGGUAUUGGUACCGAGCUGGAGGCAUUGGUUGUCCGACCAAAAACGUGAGGGUGGAGCUAAAAUGUAGACCAAAAUCGGUUCUAAAAAUUGGUUCUAAAUUAAGGUAUUUUAGAAUAGUAAACACUACUGAGCUGGCUACCAAGCAAUUGGGCCCGUGUUCAAUUAAAGGGAGAACCAACCCAGAAUUGCAUUUCUGGACGAACCGGCGUGGCUUUCAUUGGGGGCUUUCUAGGAACUACAAUUUCUGUCUCUUCACAAUACAAUAACACUACAAUAAUCUGUCAGAGGAGCAAGCCGUUAAUCCUUGCACAUGAGUGUCAAUGUCAGGGCAAGUAAAGAUCCCACACAGGUGUCGAGCAUGGACCCGACAAAAAUACCGGACGCCGGCCGAGUAAUGAUUCAAUGAUUUAUAUUAAAUCAGGGGCGUGGCCAAGGAGUCCGGAUCCCCAUGUGACAUGUUUUAUCACUCUAUCAGCGGGCAUAAACGGUCAGUGCCGCCCUUCAAAAUUUCACCACGAUCACAACUAUAAAUCCUUUCAAGAGCUAUCUAUCUGUCAAUAGCUCUGUCCGCGGGGGCACCCUUAUCUGAGAGCCAAGAGCCAAGACUCUGAUAAAGAGCCAAGUAUCGCAAGGACAGCCAUGAGCCAAAAAAAAGUAUAGGCUAAUGAAUACAAUUAUUUUCUAUGGGAAUCCUAAGCCUACAGGACAGGUACCCUACUUAAAGGCCAUGACUCAUGCUUUUAUGAUUGCAUGACAUCCUCAUGACAUGACAUCCUCAUACAAAUCCUCAAACACUGGACUUAAAGCUCCGCAUUAAAUCAAGUUUGAUCAAAAUUGAAGAAUCCAGUCCAAAGAUAUAGCAAAUUAACGGCUUUGUUUACAUGUUAUGUAACAGCCUUGGUAAGGUUUCUAAGUAAAGUCAGGCGGCAGGUUUACUGACAUAGAUCAGGCUGACGUUGGAUUUCUUACUAUAAAUAGUAUAAAUUUGUCUGUAUUACCUUACCUUAUUAUAAGGUAUAUCGAAGCUUUAAAUUAGAAAUACAUUAUGAUAGUAUAAGUAUUGUAUAAAUUGAUGUAUUUGAUGCAAUUUUCUGUAAAAAGAAUCGAAUUUGAAAAAUCACAUAAGUUCUAUAAAUUUGCCUAAAUUGUCUAGAAAACCUAAUUGGACCAUAUUUGUGGGGUCUAUGUUUUUUUUGGCAUUGAUUUUGUUUCCCCACUUCAUGAAUUAGCUCAAAUAACACUUUCUAGAUGUGAGAGUUGACUUCUAAAAUAAAUAUAACCGGUUUUCCAAAAAAAUUAAAAUAUCUAAUUAAAAUAUUUUUUGGAAUACAAUAAACUCAUUUAUUAUGGGCAAAGGUAUGCUUUCAUACUUGAACAUUGAAAAUGUCAAUGAAAAACAGACUUCAUAUAUCAAUUUUAAGAGCAUUAAUUUAUAUGUGUCCUCCCAAGUAGGGCAAUAUCCUGAUCUACAUCACAAUUUUGGUGAACCCGCCGCCUGGCUCUAACAAGCCAGUUGCUAGCCUGAUUAGGUGAUCUAGUUGUCAAACACGUGAAAGGCUAUAUCUUCAAAAUGGAUGGAGCAAAUUGCAUGGGGUUUUCUGUAUUAUAUAAAUUGUUAGGUGCACUUUUGAAAACGUCUUACAGCAGGAAACGGCAAAAUACCUGGAGUUAUGGCCUUUAAAGAUACAUUUUUGUAACAGUUUAUUACGUUGUAAGACAUCGCCGCCUGUAUUGCGGUAUUGUCGGCAUUUUACCAAACUGGAUUUUUCUAUCGUACUAUCGUUGCGCCGUGUAUUAAAUACCAGUACCCUUUACAUUGCAAUGUACAUUGUUCCUGCACUUCAUACACUGCGAACAGUCACACGAGUUUGUCAUUCCUGCCGUAUAGCCUUGUGCAAAUAGUUGAAUCAAAAUUGUUUUAAAAAGGCAUGAUAUUGCUCAAAUUGGUAAAUUCUUGAAAUCAGCCAAUUCAAGCAAUAAGAGUAGGAUCGACUCAUCACACUACUAUCACUGCGCAAUAAGGAGUAUGCGUUCAUUCUUCUUCAUUCUCCAAAGCACCGAUAAUAUUUACGCGUAUUGUAUGACCGCGUCUUAUCACUCUACUAUCGCUGCGCCGGUCUUGAGUAUGAUUCUUCAUUAUGUGAUACACUAUUACUACUCUGCCUAUCUGUCCUGUAAAAAAACGGUAAUCGUGGCUCUUGGCUCGCAGAUAAGGGUGUCCCCUGUCCACGUGACUGGAAAACUUCUGUUAAUAAAUUCAGACUGUUACGCCCCACUCGGUAAAAAAGUGCUGAAUUUACUCUCCACGACCUUAUAAUACAUGUGGGAUAUUUUACUUGCCCCGGCUUAAUAGACGCUCGGGUGCAAGGGAUGACGGCUUUCUGGCCACGCCUCUGGAAGAUUUACCCGUACACUAGUAAGGUUAGGUACAAAUUAAGCAUUAUUGUAUCUGGAAUAUAAAGCACUCUUUGUGACCGGCCUUUUAAAAUCUUUGCCGGCAUUUUCAGUUGAGCAAGAUUCUGGCUUCCAUCCAAGCCAGAUGAUCUUUUCAUAAGGCAAAGACAGUAACAACAAUGGACGGUAGUGGAACCCAUUUCGAAGAGACUGUCGGAAACUGGAACACGAUAUUCGAUGACGUGGACGCAGAAUUUGAUGUCGUGAUACGCAGUGAGAGGGGCCCGGGAAAGUUCUACGACAACACGUCACCUGAUGAAAACCCGGAAGCUGUUUUGGAUAUCCUAGCGGCUGGCAACUUCCUUGAACCGCAUCUCCGCCCGAAGAGCCCGGAUGUCGCUGAUUUCGGAGACGCUCAGAGCGAGGCUGAGAACCUGCAGAUUGAUGACAGUAUAUCCGAGUGUUUCGGCACCACAACGAAGGUACGUAAGAAUCGUCGAGUUUCACGCACUAAAGAACAGCAUCAUACAGAAAGGCUGCGAAAGACUUCCCGAGACCAGUCGAUAGGUGGCGCUCCCUCAAACCCGCCUCCAGGAGACUUCAACAAGGCUGCAAAGACAAUUAUACGAGACUGUGAACGCAUUCAAAAGGAUUACGACAGUAAUGGUCAGAAGAAACGUGCCAAACACAAGGGCGAAAACAGAGGAUUUGGAAAAAAUGUCAACCCUUCGGUACAGCAGUGUGACAUAGCUCUUGAAUCAGCGUCGCCUACGACCGGAUUUCGAACCAACGGAACACGUGCUUCUGUAGGUAAAGUAUCUAGCGAACUCGAUAAAACGCACGUCGACGAAAACGUGACCAAAAGUUCUCAUAAGCGAAAAAUCGCGAGGAUAUUUCGCAAGAAAAAUGAUCGAAAAGGACAAAGAGGCCAACGAGUGAAAACACCGACCUUUGGUAGCCGUAACAAGGGAAACGGAAAACUGGGACCGGGAAGAGAAAACAGCCGCCACGAUUUCAAGUUGAUAGGAAAAAAUGGAAUAAUUGACAGCCGGGUAACUGAGAACUCGAGUUUCGGAAAUGUUCCUCUUGACGAUCGUCGUAAUGGAACCACCCUAGAGGUCAUUGGCAAUGCUCACGUGAUCGAAGUUGAUGUCCCGGAUGAGAGGGGACGAACAGACAUGGUUUAUACACCACUGGAGCCACGUGAUCUGAACAACAAUAGGCGUUCUGGCAAGAAAGAUUUAUCAAAACAGUUAGGCGUUCCUGGCUGGAUUCUACAGGAAGUCUGCGCCAAUCUCAACAAUCAGAAUAAACUGAAGUCGCUACCGACGCCAAACAGAGGUUCAGUGACGUCAGUAACGGGGACCCCAGUUCUCGCCAAUACUUGUACCUCCGGUUCUGGGCAUGACAGGAGAGUGGAGCAAAUGAAAAAGUUGACGGCGGAGAAUUCACAGCUAACGUCACUACUGUCCGAGGGAAGAGUUAUAACAGAAGACAUGAAAAAAGGUUGGCUCAGGAUCGAUGAGAACAUGAACCGGGUCUUCGCCAGCAGACUGGAGGCAAAGGGAGACACUGGGGAAUGUCCUUGCGUGAAAGAAGAGCUGCAAAGCCUGAUGAACAGUCACCUAGAAAGCUUAUUACGGCUGUCUGCAGUGUUGGAAGAGGCAGAACCCGACAUUCAUGUUGGAGUUAAUCCCAACUUGAGCGCCAAACCUAUCCCAUCCCGAAAAGAAAACACCCUUGGCGUUUCCAUCAGUACGCAGACCACGGAGAGUAGUCUCCAUCCGCGCCCGCCAAAGAGACGGGUGCCUUUGCCCGACAGGAGUGGAAUUUAUGACAGCAUGUACACUGAAAUGUCACGACAAAACGGCGGGGAGAGCGAGGAUAUGUACGAAACGCUAAGAAUUGUUGAGAAGCCACAGAUCGUCGGGAAGGUUUCGCCAUUUAGGAGAGUGAGGCAGGAUGAUCAGGAUACCACUGAGAGAUCGUUGAGGUUACCGCAGAGUGAAACCUUGGUUACUGAAAGUCUACAUCAGGCAUCUCUGCCUCGAGAUACUAAUAUGUCAAUCCGCACUGAGCUUGGCGAAGGGUCAAAAGAUGUGGGCAGAGAUUCGGACCAGCACGAAACUGGUCAUGCCCCGCAGCGUCCACUCAACAGGGGCAGUGGUACCCAAGUGUCUGUACCUGAUUGUGCCCCGGAGGGUUCACUGAACCAGGGAAGUGCAAGUUUGUCCGGAAGGUCUUCAACGACUGAUUCACUCUAUGAUCGUCCACCACCACUACCGAAGGGCCGCAGGUGUAUUUCUAAAGAUGCCCAUUUUUCAAGCUAUAAUGUUGACGAUGAACCUCCCCCACUUCCCCUUGGCAGACGUGGAAGAAAGGGUAAGGGUUCCAAGAAUGCUGUAUGUAAGACCUCACCAAAUGUGCUUCCCGUCGGCCAUCCAUCCUCACUUCAGGGCGACAACAUAAACGAGAUAGUCUCUGCGGUUUGCGUGAAUAGUGCCCCAAGUGGGGCUCCCAUGAACCGUCCGUCAUCAUAUGAGGGUGAUGACAGAGUCACUCGGAUAACUGCACCAUUUCACAGAAAGACUUCAUCAAAUGUGGCUUCAAUAGGCCGACUAUCCUCCCUUCAGAGUGAUGAUGUAAACAAAAUAGUCGCUGCGGUUUGUGUGAAUGGUGGCCCGAAUGGGGUUUCUAAGAACCGUCCGUCAUCAUAUCAGGGUGAUGACAGAGUCACCCGGGUGAGGGCACCAUUUCACAGCAGGACUAAAUCUGUUGACGGUUACAGUUCCCCAACAGUUGUGCCAUCUUUGGGAUCGUUUAGGAGACAUGCAUCCGAUGGCCAGCUCUUCAAGAUCGAUUCGAAAACUAUUGAAAAUCAACAAGACAAGUUUGCAGCUGCUUCCAACAGGGCGGUUAAUGACAGUAGCCCUGAGCAUCAGUAUCUUGCUUUACUCCCGCCUUCACCACUCACGGCUGGUUCAAAUGACCUUGACAUCACAAAUGACCUUGAACUUACUGACCGUAAUUGUGAUCCUCGGGAUCCUUUAGAUAUUCCACCUCGGAGAGCGAGGGUUAAUACUCAACAUUGUUCAGAAAAACAGUCCUCUACCGUUGGGCAGCAGGGGAGUUAUUACCUUAUAGCGCCACCCGUUCGAAACGAUACUGAUAGAUUUCCAAAGAGUGAGCCUCGCUUCGAGUCAUUUAGUGACAAGCUUUUACUGAUGCCAAAGCUACAAAACACUGACAUUAUCUGUGGUGGCUCAAAUGGUGGGGACCAGAAUUGUUUGGAUAUUUUCUCGGACACUGACAUCAUGACCUUCGAUGACUGUAGCACGUGCGCUGUGGGGUUAGAAGCGGGCAUCAGUCAUGAGGAUUGGUUGGAGGAUCCUGAAGGGAAGCCUCGACAGAGAUUUAAAGGAAUGUUUGACCUGAUGGAAAGAGUUAAUUCAAAAUGGAAGGAGAUUGAGCAGAAGUACGGUUCAGAGGCGCCCAGCCAUAAGAACUUUUCUCUAGAGAUGAAAAAUAGUGCAGUUGAAAACUGCAGGGCCCUAGGAGGAUCUGUUGGGCAUGUUGAGGCAUUGAGUGCAUUUAUGAAAGUGAGUACCCGGCCUGUAGGGGUAGGCGAGAAGGAGAUAAGUACUCGGCAUACAGAGGGGGCUGUGAAGGAGGUGAAAUCCCGAACUGGAGGGGUAGGGGUGAAGGAAGUGAGUUCCCACUCUCGAGGGGUAGGCGUGAAGGAUGGGAGUUCCAAGUCCGGAGGGGUAGGUGUGGAGGAAGGAAGUUCCAAGUCUGGAGGGAUAGGGGUGAAGAGAUUGAGCUCCCAGUCUGCAGGAGCAGGUGUGAAUGAAGUGAGUUCCCAGUCUGAAGGGGUGGGUGUUAAGGAAGUGAGUUCCAAGUCUGGAAGCGGAGAGGUGAAGGAAGUGAGCUCGCGGCUUGAUGAAGGAAUGAGGGAAGUGAAAUCUCAACCUGGAGGGUUAAGGUAUUCACCUGGAGGAGGAGCUGUAAAUGAACGAAGUGAUGCCGGAUUCAAAUCAAGAAGUACCUCGGGUGAUUAUUCUUCUGAUGCUCCUAGAAUGACUGACAGUUCGCAUUCUGGAAGGGGAGGGUAUGUUGAGGUUGACCCAAGGAGAAACCUCUCUGAAAAGCUUGAUCACAAGCCAAGUCCGGGCAAAAAGAAAAAUGGCCACCAGGAUUCCGUUGUAUCCGUGGCCACUAGGGGCCAAAUGACUCCUGAAUCAUCCUCCAGGCGGCGUCGUAGUCGAAGCAGACGACGGCAAAGCUCGGACAUCCAGAGUAGCCAGGAUUCUGACUUUGCGGAUAAAUCCGAGCUGUCUUCUGAUGAAGAGGCUACCUCUUCUGGGACUAAAAGGUCAACACGGGUCAAAGUUUCCAAGCGUAAAAUGAUCAAUUCUAGCAGCUGUGAAUCUGGAAUCAAAGUUGUCGCUCCUGUGGCAAAGUGUAGGUUUGGGAGUACCGGAAAUGAUAUUGAGACGUCUGAUAUGUCUAGUAUUGAGGGAAAGGCCCCGCGGCCUCCGCGGAGAAAGUUGUCUGAGGAUUCUCUCACGAGGAAAAAAGCCCCGGAUCGGACACUAGAGCCCAAUGUCCGGCGAAUGUCAGAGGUAGUCAUUAGACGGCCGGAUAAUCCCAGCCUCACACCUGGGAUCGGGAUGGUACGGAGUAAAGGAAACUUCUGCUUAAAUAGAAUCAGUGGGGACGAAGGUGAAAGUAAAUCAAGAAGCAUCGGUCACGCUUCACAUCGCAACCAUACUCUGGGUAUGUCGGACAAAGUUGGAAAUUCAAACGAACUUCGAAAACCUGAAGGUGACAUUUCACGUGGCCUGCCUCCACGGAAUACUUCAGUUCUGAGGGCCAGUUACAGUCAGAUCAAAGAGAUUUAUGAAGGCAAGAAACGUAAAAGUUCAGUUGCUAUGGUUACAGCCAAACAGUCCGAGGUGGAUGCUGGACUUCAAAAACCGGAAGUUCUGGAGCAGAAGCAUUCGAAAGGACGCGAGGUAGGGAGUGGAAAAGAGCAGAGAUUGGUGCUAAACAAAGUAUACGAUUCAAGUGAUUUGUCUAGUGGGGACGAGAAUAAGCCUUGGUAUGAACACUCGGACGAGGAAGUGCUGAUCCUGGAUGAAUCACCCCGGAUCGUAAACAAAGACAACUCCAUAUAUGGAAUUCCCAGUGAUAUGUUGGUGACAUUCUUUUGAGGGCGAUAAUGCAAACCAUGUGCUCAUGUGAGUGAGUUGGAAUCACGGUCCUCAGUCACACCACGGAACCGCGGUCACACAGAAAUAGGUUAUGUGCACUCUUUCAUGUAGGAAGAUGAAUGGACACAAGAUUUACCCGAAUACUCUGCAUUGACUGAUCUAAGAUUGUUUCAUUAUAUCGGAGCAUGACCACCCCAGUACGUACAAUAUGCAUUAGGAAAGAACAGAUAAUUUGUGACCUAUUCUAAAGCACCUCGAUUUAUAAUUAAGUGUUCAUGCAUUAUGCACCUACAAAGCCUCGUUUUGAAUUCAGUGGUCGUGGUUAGACAACCAAAACCGCUCGUGAUGGUACAAAAUAUGGAAGCAGUUAAAAAGCAUUUAAAGAGGUCUAACCGCGAGUCAGAUGCCUCCAGUAGUGACAUCUGUAGCGAAAUUAUCAACUUAUUAUCAAAUUAUCAACUACUGUGUGACGUCACUAGUUCCACAAGGAAACUCGUUUGCAUAAUACUAUUCCCCGUAUAGGCAUGGUUUCGAAAUCUUAUCAAAGGGAUAGCAUGGAUAAAUCGAGUCAUAUGGGCCUGUCACUCUGAACCCCUGCUACGAAAUGUAGACAGCACCCAGGGGUCGGACAUUAUGUAAUAAAAAUCAGACAACAAGAUCACGGUGGUGACAUCGAAGGACAAUGCGCAUAGGAUCUGACAUUGUCGGGGGAGGGGGCUGGCUUGCAUACAUAUUUAGAAACGGUCUUAGAUCGGCGUACUAGUGUAUCUUGGGAGAAAUUGCGUAUUUCAUGGCAUGUAUGCUCUGAUCUUUUCUUUCAACCGUCCGAAGCUGAAGUAACAGUUUCGAGUAACAAUUUGAAAUAUCUCACCAUUAGCAAAUAGAAGAGUUAAAACAUUGAUGUACAAGAUUUAAAUCCUGAAGUGAUCACUU
This is a messenger RNA of Lineus longissimus, 8672 nucleotides long. RefSeq lists its product as uncharacterized. The transcript is spliced from 10 exons. Bases 2706 to 7739 code for a protein of 1677 amino acids. The record is from RefSeq and is a predicted model, not a curated record. Lineage: Eukaryota; Metazoa; Nemertea; Pilidiophora; Heteronemertea; Lineidae.